CCGCCGCGGGACGCCGUCCCCCCGCGAUGGCGGCGUUCGCGCGGCGCAAGGCGCAGCGGCUCGCGCAGCCCGACCCCAGCCGCAAGCGCGCGCUGGACGCGCGGGCCGCGGAGCUCGUGCGGCUCCUGAACGCGCGCGAGCGCUUCUGCACCGCGAGCUCGUGCGACGGCAGGGUGACCGUGACGGACACAGACGGCACGGGUAUCCAGAAGAAGAACUGCACGUGGCUCCUGGUAACACAUGACCCAUGUGUCAAAAGCGAUCUGAUGACAGCACUCAAGAAAGCCACUGGUGAUGUUGUGUUCAAGUUUGAACCAUUUGUUCUUCACGUGCUGUGUCGGGAGCUGCAGGAUGCACAGCUGCUGGUAAAGCCAUGUCAAGUACAAUGUGGCAUUGUUCUGUUACAUUCUUGCUGCAAAAAUAAAAGUAUUGGCUCCUGGCAUUCGGUGGCUAUUGACUCUGGAUUCAGGAACUCUGGUAUUACAGUUGGCAGAGGAGGAAAAAUUACAAUGGCUGUGCGGAGCACUCACUGCUUAGAAGUUCCAUUGAGCCACAAAGGGAGAUUGAUGGUCUCUGAAGAAUAUAUUGAAUUUCUGGUACAUGUAGCCAAUCAGAAAAUGGAAGAGAACAUAAGGAGGAUUGACAGAUUCCACAAAGGCUUGGAGCUGGCUCUGGAAGCUGCUGCCCCUCCAGACACCUUGUUUCCCAAGGGGCCAGAGAAGAGCCACUCUGUGUAUGUGCACAGAAGAAAAAGACAGACUGCUCAGGAACAGGCUGAUCCCAGCAGAGAGCUGGAGCCCCAGGAUGAUACUGAAAGCAGCCUUGGCCUGUUUGCUGAAAUCAUGAUGUAGACGAAGACAUUUGAAAGCAAAUGGUGAACUGGAAAAGUUAUUGUAAUGCUCUUUUUAAGAUAUUUAUAUACUCCUGUGGUCCAAGUAGUAAUACUGUCAUGGACAUUGACCAGAAAAAAAGGUAAUUAACAGAAUAGUGAGCAGGUGUAGCUACAGGACACGGAGAACAAAGCCGUAUAAUGUUUUGUGAGUUUUUAAAGUGUACUGUUGAAUUAACAAAGUGGUGCUCCAUCAGUUAUCCCAGAAACAA
This is a messenger RNA of Passer domesticus (house sparrow), 1101 nucleotides long. It is a transcript of the gene TYW3, whose product is annotated as tRNA-yW synthesizing protein 3 homolog. The record is from RefSeq and is a predicted model, not a curated record. The transcript is spliced from 6 exons. NCBI's taxonomy places the organism in Eukaryota, Metazoa, Chordata, Aves, Passeriformes, Passeridae. The coding region runs from base 27 to 851 and encodes 274 amino acids.